Molecule: messenger RNA, 909 nt
Organism: Angiostrongylus costaricensis
Lineage: Eukaryota; Metazoa; Nematoda; Chromadorea; Rhabditida; Metastrongylidae
Source: the annotation of a GenBank genome assembly
AUGAGCAGCGAAAAAGAGCUGGAGAUCGAGGCUAACUCUCUUCGAAGAGUAGCCUUCUUCGGUGUUGCCAUCUCCACUAUGGCUACCUUAGUUUGUGUCAUAUCAGUGCCAAUGUUGUACAACUACAUGCAGCACAUGCAGUCGGUAAUGCAAAGUGAAGUCGAUUUCUGCAAAUCGCGCUCUGGCAACAUCUGGCGAGAAGUCACUCGGACACAGGUGCUAGCAAAAGUUUCUGGAGGAGCUUUGAGAAGUCGCCGCCAAGCUGGAUACAGCAGCGCUGGUGUUGAAGGCGGCUUCGAGUCAGCUCCUAGCGGAGUAUGUUGCGGCUGUGGUGUAUCGCCUGCUGGACCACCUGGAGCUCCAGGACCGGACGGUGAGGAUGGAGCUGAUGGUCAACCCGGUGUACCUGGAAAGGACGGACCUGAUGGACCACCACCUACUCCUGCUCCCGAACAUGAAUUCUGUUUCGACUGCCCUGAAGGUCCUAUAGGACCUCCUGGAAAUCCGGGACCAAAGGGACCUCCUGGUAAUCCUGGGUCUGAUGGACAGCCUGGAGCACCUGGACAAGCAGGAGCUCCUGGAGCUCAAGGCCCGCCUGGACCCCCUGGAAACGAUGGACAACCAGGAAGUCCUGGCGCACCAGGAGCUCCUGGACAACUUCACGAAGUUCCUGGCCCGAACGGCCCACCCGGCCCACCAGGACCUCCAGGACCACCUGGACCAGAUGGACAACCUGGAGUGGAUGGACAACCUGGACAGCCAGGAUCACAAGGACCUCCUGGAGAUAAUGGAGCAGCAGGAGCGCCUGGGCAGCCUGGAGCUAAUGGAGAAAAUGGGCCUGAUGGAGAGACCGGAUCAGCAGGAGGAUGCGACCACUGCCCACCACCACGUACCGCUCCAGGUUAUUAG